AUGCGCAGUUUGAGCGCAGCUCAUGGUUUUGUGAGACAAGGAGUUUUGUUGGAGAAUGCGAUUGAUAAGUUUGCCAGCGUUGCCCAGCAGGGGAAUGAUUUGUUUUCUGUGUUUAGUAAUGUUGCUCAGUGGGUUGCACGUGCUACAAGCAAGCUCUGCCUCGAUAAAGAUCCUGUCAACAAGCCUUAUGAUCUCCGCAUUGGUAAUGGCGCAUCGAUGUCGGGGAAUGCUCGAAUCGAACAAGAUGCUAUUCAAACCGCAGUAAAUACAGUUCUCUCCGGCUCACAAUCUUUGUUACCUCUACAUCGCGAGGAGUCCGCUGUAAUAGCGACAGGAUUUCCAUCAUCGCUAAACGAAUAUGGUAUUGCACAACUAUUUAGUGGACUUAAAGUGACAGGUGUUGCAAUUUCCCAAGAGAAGGCUACUGUAACCUUUGCAACAAAGUUUCUUGCGUAUCAGGCAUGCGAACUGAAUUUGAAGAAGCUAGACAGAUACCAUACAUUGCAUGUGGAAGCGUUAUCGGAUGAGGUUAAAGAACAAGUGGAACUGACUGUUAAAUAG
Messenger RNA from Strongylus vulgaris, 561 nucleotides. NCBI's taxonomy places the organism in Eukaryota, Metazoa, Nematoda, Chromadorea, Rhabditida, Strongylidae. The record is from the annotation of a GenBank genome assembly.